Molecule: messenger RNA, 5654 nt
Organism: Lineus longissimus
Lineage: Eukaryota; Metazoa; Nemertea; Pilidiophora; Heteronemertea; Lineidae
Product: basement membrane-specific heparan sulfate proteoglycan core protein-like
Exons: 20
Coding region: 209-4423 (1404 amino acids)
Biological process (GO): cell-cell adhesion
Cellular component (GO): plasma membrane; cell-cell junction
Molecular function (GO): cell adhesion molecule binding
Source: RefSeq, a predicted model, not a curated record
CAGGAAGUAAAGUUCGGAUUUUGAGAUUCGACAUGUCACACUUGUGGGUCUCAAUUGAAAGUUUUAACAGAUAUUCACAAGGAACACUUCUUCUGUGAUUAAGAGUGACAACAGAAUAUAAGAAUAAUGUGAUCAGUAGCAUAAACUGAUGGAGAAUCCGUCCAAUACAUCAACCGCUUGUUAGCAAUUCAUUGAUUUCUGUGCAAAGAUGAUGGUGCCAUUCCUCCCUCUUCUGGUCAUCGCCAUGACGACUCUUCCUCCCUCUAUCAAUGGAAUAGUGCCACCCAAGACUCCAGUGUUAAGUGGAUUUGAACCUGCUGCGAUUGGAUCAAAUCGGGAACUGGUCUGUGAUGCUUCUCAACCUGAUGCUGGCACUAUCACAUACAAAUGGUACAAGUAUUCCAUUGCGAAUGGUGUUGAGAACUGGGAAUCUAAAGGACCAAUUGGUACAAGCCAGGAGUAUGUCUUUGGUCCAGUGACAGAGAAGAAAGUGUUCAACGGGAAUACUGAAGAGCCAGUCAGUGGGAAGUACUUAUGCCGAGCAUCAAAUUCUGCAGGAACAAUAGACAGUGAAUGGGAAGAUCUGUAUGUCUUCACGCCAUGUUCUCUGUAUAUUGUGAGUGUUUCACCACCAAAACCUGCCAUUGGAUCUACGUUCACUCUCAACUGUUACAUACCAAAUCCAAGUGGGAUUACUGUGAAUUGGUUAAAGAGGACUAAUGCUUCAUCUGCAGCCAUAGAUGUAGCAGUGGCAAACAGCAAGGGAUGUCAUACUCCAAGUAACCCACGCUACAGUUGGAGCAGUUGCAGUCCUCCAAGCGUCUCCUCUCCGACAAAGACCUUCAACCUCCAGGUCACCAAUGCUCAGGCUUCAGAUUCUGCAUACUGGAUUUGUAAGGAUAUUGGCCUCAGCUGUGACAGUAAUCCAGUCAAACCAGUUGUACAAGCACAUCCAGGCACACCUCAGAUCACUGGUUUCCCCUCUGGACCAGUUAUUGCAGGAACUCAGCUGAAUCUAAAGUGUGUUGCCUCACCACCAGGUGAUACCUAUGACUGGUACAAAGAUGAUACCAAAGUGACAACAUCCUUAAGCUAUGACUUCCAAGUUACAAAGGAAAGUGGUGGGGUCUACAAAUGUGACGCAAGGAAUGCAGAAGGGACUGCAACAAGCAGUGACAAGACGCUAGUGGUUUAUUAUAAGCCUGAUUCUGUUGUUGUCUCAUCUGAGAAGACCUCAUCAUAUGUUGGUGAGAAAGACAAGUUCACAUGCACAGUGUCUGGAGGCAACCCGACCCCCGCCGUGAAGCUCUACUUCAAGAGGUCAGGUGGUACACCAGUGGAGGUCAUCCAAGGCCAGGACAAGGUCAUGGCCAAAGAAGACAACCAGGCUGAGUACUACUGUGAGGCAAAAGUCACUGGAUAUCCUGCCUUUGAUAUGACUUCAAGCAGAAAGACAUAUAAUGUAACCUUUUCAAACACCAAGGUUUUCUUUCUGAACAACCCGACUGCUGCUGUCCAAGCGGGUCAAGUGAAGAAGUUCACAUGUGAGACAGAUGAGAGCAACCCUGUCACUGAUAUCAAAUGGUAUCAGCAUAUCAUAGGUUCAUCAUGGCGAGAUAUCACAACAGGGAUCUCCUCAUCAGAAGGGAACGGGGCAUACAGUGGCAAGAUCAGGAUUAGUGAGUGGUCUGUGACAGCAACCAAGGCAAUGAAUGGUGCAACAGUGAGGUGUACAUCAACUUACUCUCUGACUGGACAUGAUUUCACCACUAAUGCAGACACUACUUUGGAUGUGAAAUAUAAGCCUGAUUCUGUUGUGGUCUCAUCUGGGAAGACCUCAUCAUAUGUUGGUGAGAAAGACAAGUUCACAUGCACAGUGUCUGGAGGCAACCCAACACCCACCGUGAAGAUCUACUUCAAGAGGUCAGGUGGUGCACCAGUGGAGGUCACCCAAGGUCAGGACAAGGUAAUGGCCAAAGAAGAUAACCAGGCUGAGUACUACUGUGAGGCAAAUGUCACUGGAUAUCCUGCCUUGGAUAUGACAUCAAGUAGGAAGACAUAUACUGUAACCUUUGCAAACACCAAGGUUUCCUUUCUGAACAACCCGACUGCUGCUGUCAAAGUAGGGCAAGUGAAGAAGUUCACAUGUGAGACAGAUGAGAGUAACCCUGUCACUUAUAUCAAAUGGAUUCACAAAAAUGGUUCAUCAUGGCGAGAUAUCACAACAGGGAUCUCCUCAUCAGAAAGGAAUGGGGUGUAUGGUGAGAAGAUCAGGACUAGUGAGUGGUCUGUGACAGCAACCAAGGCAAUGAAUGGUGCAACAGUGAGGUGUACGUCAACUUACUCUCUGACUGGACAUAAUUUCACCACUAAUACAGACACUACUAUGUAUGUGAAAUUCCAUCCUUCUAAGAUAACAAUGACACAGAAGCCACUAACAUCAAUAAAUGAGGGAAAAUCAUUCAAUAUUGUGUGUGAGACGGACAGCGCCAACCCUGUUGCUAACAUCACAUUCCACAGGAAGCGAACAAAUGGAACCUUGGAGCAGCUGACAUCAGGGAUAACAUCUGAGGUCAGGGCUGCAGAGUACAACGGCAGGAUAAGGAAGAGUACACUGACUGUGACUGCUAAUAGGUCGGACCCCCAGGCUGUCUUCAAGUGUGAAGUGAAGGAAGGCUCAUUUCAAAUGGAACAAACGACUACAGUUAAUGUCUACUUUCCACCAACUGUCAAUUUAUCAUCCACAACUACCACUGUAAAAGAAGGUGAUAACUUGACCUUUACCUGUGAAGCCAAAGGCGGCUUUCCAACCAACUACACCUACAAGUGGUUCUACAAGGACAAGGAAAUACAUAAUGAAACCUCAAUGGAUUACAAGAUCACCAAUAUCACAUACACCCAGUUGGGGACAUACAGAUGCCGAGCUAUCAACUACUCCCCUGAUAACAAAGCUGAUGAUAGCCUGGAUGUUGAUGUUCUGUAUAAGGCGAAGUGGAACCCUAAACUUCCUGAAGUUUUUACUGUAGCGAGUAAAACCAACUCAUCAAUGGAGUUCAUUCUCCAUGUGAUUGCGAAUCCUUCACCUUCUAAUGUCACCUGGUUCUUCCCAAAUAUGACAACAAUCGGAGGAGCUUUUGUGGCGGCCAAAGUGAAUGACACAACAUACACUUUGAACAAGACGUCUGUAGCGGUUAAAGACUAUGGAAACUACAUAGUCAAUGUGACAAAUGCUAUUGGGAUUUCAACAUUUACUUUUGAACUAGAAAAAACUGCUGUACCAAAUGUCAGCUUAACAGUUGAGCGUAAGGACAACCAGGUGACCGUUUCAUGGACCAAACUCUUAAAGGAGUACACGAAGAUCCUAAUCAGGUUGUGCCCAAUAGAAGGAGGAAGUUGUUACUAUCAUGAUGUCCCCAACACAACAAGCCUCAAGAUUAGCUUCACGGUCAAUGAGGGCAACACUUACACAUAUUCUAUGAUAAUAUUUGAUGGAGAGGAUCAAGUGUUUGUUUCUUUACCAGUGAAGGUGCCAACGUCGCUCCCUAUUGGAGCAAUAGCUGGAGGUGUUGGAGGCACCAUCUUUUUCCUGAUUAUCAUCGCCAUUGUGUUGGCUUUGCUGUUCAUCCUUAAGAAGAGACGAGCAAAGAAAGAGACUGAAGUACUAAAGCCAUCGAACAACAACGGUGAUGUAAGCAUGGGGCAGGUCAAUCCAGGAUUCAGUGGUCUCGAUGCGGGGCAUAAUGACGUGAUUGAUGGGUUUAACCCGUAUGAAGAUUCGGUGGAAAUGAUAUCGCCUUCUUCCAGCGUUCAGAUUGAGGCCACAGGACGAGCAGAGUACACAGUUGUUGAUAAGAAGGGUGGCAAGAAACCUACCAUUGGUGAUGCGUAUGCGGAAGUGGACUUCACGAAGAAGAAAGGUGGCAAAAAGGGUAGUGCUCAACCUCCACCAGGACAAGCCUACGCUGAAGUUGACUUCUCCAAAAAAGCGAAGGGUAAAGGCAAAGGCAAGGCACCAGUGCCAACUGUUGACCCAGCAGGUGAUGAUGAUGCAACAGUGAGUAAGCCCAAGAAGCCUUCAAAACUACCCAAAGCUGGCAAAUCAGUCCCAGAUGACGCGGCAGUUUAUGCCAACGUUCCAAAUGGUGAUGACAGCACUGAGGAGAAUCUAUAUGAAGAUAUCCGCAAAGAGGAGCCAAAAGAGACAGGGUACAGACAGCCUAAAGAGGCAUACCAAGUCGGUGUUGACGGAACGAUUUACUCCCAGGUCCACAUCUCGCCGCCCAAAAACCCGGAUCUGAUACGAGGAAAGGAGACAAUCGAGGACCCCUACGCCAGCGUGGAUUUCACGUGCCAAGCUCCGACGCUGCCAGAGCCAGAAGAUCCAGAUGAUCCAAAUGAUCCAAGCUUCAUGAUGCUGCUUUAAGUUGUGCACAUUUCAGUUUGUGACCUGCUUUGUGAUAAUAAACGCUUGUCACAUAUGAAAAGAAAUAGAAAAAAUUUUGUUGUUUGCUUCCUCGUAAAUUAAUGUUUACGCCUGAUCUAUAUCAUGAAUGAAGAAGGCCUGUAUAGUAUAACAUUGUGAUAAUACUACAUUUGCAUGGAUUUUUCACACUGCAAUUCCAUCCAUGUACAUUUCAAGUUACAUUUUGUCUCCCUGAAAUUUAUAUUUAACAUGAUGUUUUUGGAUGAAUUUGGAAUCACCUUAGUUCGGCUGGACAUCACAUGAUAGACAUGAAUUGAAAUUAUGAUGACCUGUUAAGAGGUUUUAAUGCUUUUCUUCAAGGAAUUGUGGUGAUAUGUAGCAUUUUGCAUCUGGGGCCUCCAUUGUAUGAAUUUUAUUUGAUUGUAUGAUGCUUCAGUGAUAACUUAAAGUUGUUAUUUUUGCUUCUGAAAUAUGAAAGGAUGGGAUUGUGCAGUUUGUAGAUAUUUGUAUUCAGGAAGUAUUUGCAUCUGAGUGUAUUUCAUAUUUAUUCUUGAAAAACCUGUGCUGGGUCACAGGUAUGGGACACAAAGUGAUAAAAUUGUGAUGGCCACAGGUAGAUGGACAAAUACAUAUCUGUAUGAAAUGUAAUCAAUAUUCAUUGAGGCGCAUUAGGGUACCGUAGUGGUUAGAGUGCCAGAUUGAGAGAGCCUAGGACUGCUAUUCUGCCUUUCUGAUCCUUUUUUUCUUUUGACGAUUUCCAAGGUUAAGUAAUGAGCCUAAAGUGGUCUUAACCUGACAUUCUGGUUGUGGCUUUGGUUGUGUCCUUUAAACACGGCUUUGGGAUGAAUGGGGAUUGUUAUCAUUACUAUUACCCCCUCCGUGGAAGAAACUUGUUGGUUUUUUGUGCAAAAUUGACUUCUAGCAGGAACGUGACUAACAGUCUUUGACCACUGAAAAUUGUCUUUUAAAAUGCAAAUAGGGUUUGUACUUAAAAAUUCAUCUGACCAUAUACAAAUGAUUACAUGUAUAUAUUCAGGUGAUAACAGUUGUUAGAUUAUUUAGGUUGUUAUCAAUUCUUCUUAACUUUUUGAAAGUUGUUUGUAAUUAUUGAACUUUUUAUAUUUAUUCAAGAAUGGUGCUAUUUGUACACUAGGUUGCAAUAUUUUGAGAUGAAAUUUUGACAAGAAUCUUCACAUGAUAUGCUAGAUUUCUAUAAAUACAUUGAACUAGU